GGCACCGGAGACCAGCUUGCCCUCGCGCUACUAGAGGUCGCGUUCUUCCGCUGCUCCCUUUCGUUCUGUCGGGCGGAGCCUUCCGUGAGCACAGCUGGAUUUGUCUGUGCUACCGUCUCUCUUCUGGGUUUCAAUAAAGUUUUCCUCUUCCUUCCCCUGUACGGAGCUCAAGAUGGCGGCCUCUUGGUCGCCCUUGGUUACCCUGCGCUUAGCGCCGAGCCGGCUGAGAGGAAGAUGUGUCCGGUGCAGGGCUUGGGCCGCUGCUCUCCCCCCUUCGGUCACCGCCCCUGGAAACCCCUUUUGUAAAGCCUAUACAGUUCAGACAGCCAAGAGUAUGUCUCCAACUGCUGCUACAGAGGUUUAUUCAAAAGCUUUAGCUGUUUGCCAUGGACCACUGGACCACUAUGACUUUCUGAUCAAAGCUCGUGAGCUAAAGGACGAUGAACAUCAAAGAAGAGUCAUACAGUGUUUGCAGGAAUUACAUGAGGACCUUAAAGGAUACAGUAUAGAGGCAGAAGGCCUUUUUUCUAAGCUUUUUUCAAGGAGCAAACCUCCAAGGGGCCUGUAUGUUUAUGGAGAUGUUGGUACAGGGAAAACAAUGGUGAUGGACAUGUUUUAUGCUUAUGUGGAAAUGAAGAGGAAAAAACGGGUUCAUUUUCAUGGUUUCAUGCUAGAUGUUCACAAAAGAAUACACCGCCUUAAACAGAGUUUGCCAAAAAGGAAACCAGGAUUUAUGGCUAAAUCAUACGAUCCAAUAGCUCCUAUAGCUGAAGAAAUCAGUGAAGAAGCAUGUCUCUUAUGUUUCGAUGAAUUUCAGGUCACUGACAUUGCUGAUGCCAUGAUUCUGAAACAGCUUUUUGAAAAUCUGUUCAAAAACGGGGUCGUCGUUGUGGCAACAUCCAACAGGCCACCGGAAGAUCUCUAUAAGAAUGGACUCCAAAGAGCUAACUUUGUACCAUUCAUAGCUGUCCUGAAGGACUACUGUAAUACGGUCCAGCUAGAUUCUGGGAUAGAUUAUCGGAAAAGGGAACUUCCUGCUGCAGGAGAAUUCUACUACCUCACAAGUGAAGCUGAUGUGGAGGCUGUCAUGGAUAAGUUGUUUGAUGAGCUGGCUCAGAAACAAAAUGAUUUAACUAGACCAAGGAUUCUAAAAGUGCAAGGCAGAGAGCUGCGGCUGAAUAAAGCCUGUGGAACCGUUGCCGACUGCACAUUUGAAGAGCUAUGUGAGAGACCACUUGGAGCCAGUGACUAUUUGGAACUGUCAAAGAAUUUUGAUACAGUAUUUUUACGAAACAUUCCACAAUUUACCCUGGCAAAGAGGACCCAAGCUCGGAGAUUCAUAACUCUCAUUGAUAACUUUUAUGAUUUCAAGGUGCGCAUAAUUUGCUCUGCAUCAACUCCCGUAUCAAGCUUAUUUUUGUAUGAACAUCAUGACAGUGAGUUGGAGCAAAGCAGAAUACUGAUGGAUGAUUUGGGGCUGAGCCAGGACUCAGCAGAAGGACUCGCCAUGUUUACUGGAGAAGAGGAAAUCUUUGCAUUUCAGCGCACAAUUUCCCGACUCACAGAAAUGCAGACUGAACAAUACUGGAAUGAAGGGGACAGAAGCAAGAAGUAGCCAUCACUUUUGCAUGAAUAAAACUCUGGGCAAAUCAUUACCACAGGGAGAACUCUUUAUUAUGGGACUUGAAGGAAUCAUUUUCUCAUCAUUAAUUAAGCACUUUGUCCUCUGGACCAUUUUUAUCUAAAAUUGCUGUCAAAGAUGUAGUGGAUUAGUAAGUUAAAGCCAUUUUUAGGUCUACUUUUUGCCUAUUUAUUUGGCCUUAUUUCUGCACCACAAAAUUAAAAUCAGCACUCCUGAAGUUGAAUGUAGGACUAGGCAUUUUGGUUUCAUAUUAAGCCACCUGAAUGAACCUUGAACACACACACACACGGUAAAUGCAGGGUGUCCGGACAUCUCUGAGCUUUGGCUACAUGGUAGCCACACAAUAGAAACACAUCUUUAUGAGAGGGGAAGAAAAAACUCUACAUUUCAAUUCAAAACAAGGAAAGCUUUAUGAUAUUAUUUCUUUUCUUUUUCCCCCAUGGUACCUUAUUGACCCUGGCUUUUUUUUUUUAAACAUCUUUAUUAGAGUAUAAUUGCUUUACAAUGUUGUGUUAGUUUCUGCUGUAUAACAAAGUGAAUCAGCUAUAUGUAUACAUAUAUCCCCUUAUCUCCUCCCUCUUGCAUCUCCUUCCCACCCUCUGCAUCCCACCCCUCUAGGUGGACACAAAGCACCAAGCUGAUCUCCCUUUGCUAUGUGGCUGCUUCCUACUAGCUAUCUAUUUUACAUUUGGUAGUGUAUAUAUGUCCAUGCCACUCUCUCACUUGGUCCCAGCUUACCCUUCCCCCGCCCCGUGUUCUCAAGUCCAUUCUCUACAUCUGCAUCUUUAUUCCUGUCCGGCCCCUAGGUUCAUCAGAACCUUUUUUUUUUAGAUUCCAUAUUUUAUGUGUUAGCAUACAGUAUUUGUUUUUCUCUUUCUGACUUACUUCGCUCUGUAUGAAAGCCUCUAGGUCCAUCCACCUCACUUCAAAUAACUCUUUCAUUCCUUUUUAUGGCUGAGUAAUAUUCCAUUGUAUAGAUGUGGCACACCUUUAUCCAUUCAUCUGUCGAUGGACACUUAGGUUGCUUCCAUGUCCUGGCUAUUGUAAAUAGAGCUGCAGUGAUCAUUUCGGUACAUGACUCUUUUUGAAUUAUGGUUUUCUCAGGGUAUAUGCCCAGUAGUGGUAUUGCAGGGUCGUAUGGAUAGUUCUAUUUUUAGUUUUUUAAGGAACCUCCAUACUGUUCUCCAUAGUGGCUGUAUCAAUUUACAUUCCCACCAACAGUGCAAGAGGGUUCCUUUUUCUCCACACCUUCUCCAGCAUUUAUUGUUUGUAGAUUUUUUGAUGGUGGCCAUUCUGACCAGUGUGAGGUGAUACCUCAUUGUAGUUUUGAUUUGCAUUUCUCUAAUGGUUACUGAUGUUGAGCAUCCUUUCAUGUCUUUAUUGGCAAUCUGUAUAUCUACUUUGGAGAAAUGUCUAUUUAGGUCUUCAGCCAAUUUUUGGAUUGGGUUGUUUGUUUUCUUGAUAUUGAGCUGCAUGAGCUGCUUGUAUAUUUUGGAGAUUAAUCCUUUGUCAGUUGCUUCAUUUGCAAAUAUUUUCUCCCAUUCUGAGGGUUGUCUUUUCGUCUUGUUUAUGGUUUCCUUUGCUGAGCAAAAGCUUUUCAAUUUCAUUAGGUCCCAUUUGUUUAUUUUUUUAUUUCCAUUUCUCUAGGAGGUGGGUCAAAAAGGAUCUUGCUGUGAUUUAUGUCAAAGAGCGUUCUUCCGAUGUUUUCCUCUAAGAGUUUUAUAGUGUCUGGCCUUACAUUUAGGUCUUUAAACCAUUUUGAGUUUAUUUUUGUGUAUGGUGUUAGGAAGUGUUCUAAUUUCAUUCUUUUACAGGUAGCUGUCCAGUUUUCCCAGCACCACUUAUUGAAGAGGCUGUCUUUUCUCCAUUGUAUAUUCUUGCCUCCUUUAUCAAAGAUAAGGUGACCAGAUGUGUGUGGGUUUACCUCUGGGCUUUCUAUUCUGUUCUAUUGAUGUAUAUUUCUGUUUUUGUGCCAGUACCAUACUGUCUUGAUUACUGUAGCUUUGUAGUGUAGUCUGAAGUCAAGGAAUCUGAUUCCUCCAGCUCCAUUUUUCUUUCUCAAGAUUGCUUUGGCUGUUUGGGGUCUUUUGUGUUUCCAUACAAAUUGUGAAAUUUUUUGUUCUAGUUCUGUGAAAAAUGCCAGUGGUAGUUUGAUAGGGAUUGCACUAAAUCUGUAGAUUGCUUUGGGUAGUAGAGUCAUUUUUACAAUGUUGAUUCUUCCAAUCCAAGAACAUGGUAUAUCUCUCCAUCUGUUUGUAUCAUCUUUAAUUUCUUUCAUCAGUGUCUUAUAGUUUUCUGCAUACAGGUCUUUUGUCUCCUUAGGUAGGUUUAUUCCUAGGUAUUUUAUUCUUUUUGUUGCAGUGGUAAAUGGGAGUGCUUUCUUAAUUCCUCUUUCAGAUUUUUCAUCAUUAGUGUAUAGAAAUGCAAGAGAUUUCUGUGCAUUAAUUUCAUAUCCUGCUACUUUACCAGAUACACUGAUUAGCUCUAGUAGUUUUCUGAUAGCAUCUUUAGGAUUCUCUAUGUAUAGUAUCAUGUCAUCUGCAAACAGUGACAGCUUUACUUCUUCUUUUCUGAUUUGGAUUCCUUUUAUUUCUUUUUCUUCUCUGAUUGCUGUGGCUAAAAUUUCUGAAACUGUGUUUAAUAAUAGUGGUGAGAGUGGGCAACCUUGUCUUGUUCCUGUUUUUAGAGGAAAUGGUUUCAGUUUUUCACCAUUGAGAACGAUGUUGGCUGUGGGUCUGUCAUAUAUGGCCUUUAUUAUGUUGAAGUAAGUUCCCUCUAUGCCUACGUUUUGGAGGGUUUUUAUCAUAAAUGGGUGUUGAAUUUUGUCGAAAGCUUUUUCUGCAUCUAUUGAGAUGAUCAUAUGGUUUUUAUCCUUCAAUUUGUUAAUAUGGUUUAUCACAUUGAUUGAUUUAUGUAUAUUGAAGAAUCCUUGCAUUCCUGGGAUAAACCCCACUUGAUCAUGGUGUAUGAUCCUUUUAAUGUGCUGUUGGAUUCUGUUUGCUAGUAUUUUGUUGAGGAAUUUUGCAUCUACAUUCAUCAGUGAUAUUGGCCUGUAGUUUUCCUUUUUUGUGAUGUCUUUGUCUGGUUUUGGUAUCAGGAUGAUGGUGGCCUCAUAGAAUGAGUUUGGGAGUGUUCCUCCCUCUGCUAUAUUUUGGAAGAGUUUGAGAAGGAUAGCUGUUAGCUCUUCUCUAAAUGUUUGAUAGAAUUUGCCUGUGAAGCCAUCUGGUCCUGGACUUUUGUUUGUUGGAAGACUUUUUAAUCACAGUUUCAAUUUCAGUGCUUGUGAUUGGUCUCUUUAUAUUUUCUGUUUCUUCCUGGUUCAGUCUCGGAAGGUUGUGCUUUUCUAAGAAUCUGUCCAUUUCUUCCAGGUUGUCCAUUUUAUUGGCAUAGAGUUGCUUGUAGUAAUCUCUCAUGAUCCUUUCUUUGCAUUUCUGCAGUGUCAGUUGUUACUUCUCCUUUUUCAUUUCUAAUUCUGUUGAUUUGAGUCUUUUCCCUUUUCUUGUUGAGUCUAGCUAAUGGUUUAUCACUUUUGUUUAUCUUCUCAAAGAACCAGCUUUUAGUUUUAUUGAUCUUUGCUACUGUUUCCUUCAUUUCUUUUUCAUUUAUUUCUGAUAUAAUCUUUAUGAUUUCUUGCCUUCUGCUAACUUUGUGGGUUUUUUGUUCUUCUUUCUCUACUUGCUUUAGGUGUAAGGUUAGGUUGUUUAUUUGAGAUGUUUCUUGUUUCUUGAGGUAGGAUUGUAUUGCUAUAAACUUCCCUCUUAGAACUGGUUUUGCUGCAUCCCAUAGGUGUUGGGUCGUCGUGUUUUCAUUGUCAUUUGUUUCUAGGUAUUUUUUGAUUUCCUCAGUGAUCUCUUGGUUAUUUAGUGGCAUAUUGUUUAGCCUCCAUGUGUUUGUAUUUUUUACACUUUUUUUUCGUAUAAUUGGUAUCUAAUCUCAUAACACUGUGUUCGGAAAAGAUACUUGGUAUGAUUUCAAUUUUCUUAAAUUUACUGAGGCUUGAUUUGUGACCCAAGAUAUGAUCUAUCCUGGAGAAUGUUCCAUGAACACUUGAGAAGAAAGUGUAUUCUGUUGUUUUUGGAUGGAAUGUCCUGUAAAUAUCAAUUAGGUCCAUCUUGUUUAAUGUGUCAUUUAAAGCUUGUGUUUCCUUAUUUAUUUUCAUUUUGGAUGAUCUGUCCAUUGGUGAAAGUGGGGUGUUAAAGUCCCCUACUAUUAUUGUGUUACUGUCAAUUUCCCCUUUUAUGGCUAUUAGCCUUUGCCUUAUGUAUUGAGGUGCUUUUAUGUUGCAUGCAUAAAUAUACAAUUGUUAUAUCUUCUUCUUGGAUUGAUCCCUUGAUCAUUAUGUAGUGUGCUUCUUUGUCUCUCGUAACAUUCUUUAUUUUAAAGUCUAUUUUGUCUGAUAUGAGAAUUGCUACUCCAGCUUUCUUUAGAUUUCCAUUUCCAUCCCCUCACUUUUAGUCUGUAUGUGUCCCUAGGUCAGAAGUGGGUCUCUUGUAGACAGCAUAUAUACGGAUCUUGUUUUGUAUCCAUUUGGCCAGUCUGUGUCUUUUGGUUGGAGCAUUUAAUCCAUUUACCUUUAAGGUAAUUAUGGAUAUGUAUGUUCCUUUUACCAUUUUCUCAGUUGUUUUGGGUUUGUUUUUGUAGGUCCUUUCCUUCUCUUGUGUUUCCUGCCUAGAGAAGUUCCUUUAGCAUUUGUUGUGAAGCUGGUUUGGUGGUGCUGAAUUCUCUUAGCUUUUGCUUGCCUGUAAAGGUUUAAUUUCUCCAUCAAAUCUGAAUGAGAUCCUUGCUGGGUAGAGUAAUCUUGGUUGUAGGUUUUUCCCUUUCAUCAUUUUAAAUAUGUCCUGCCGCACCCUUCUAGCUUGCAGAGUUUCUGCUGAGAAAUCAGCUGUUAACCUUAUGGGGAUUCCUUUGUAUGUUAUUUGUUGCUUUUCCCUUGCUGCUUUUAAUAUUUUUCCUUUGUAUUUAAUUUUUGAUAGUUUGAUUAAUAUGUGUCUUGGCGUGUUUCUCCUUGGAUUUAUCCUGCCUGGGACUCUCUGCACUUCCUGGACUUGACUAUUUCCUUUCCCAUAUUAGGGAAGUUUUCAACUAUAAUCUCUUCAGAUAUUUUCUCAGUCCCUUUCUGUUUCUCUUCCUCUUCUGGGACCCCUAUUAUUCGAAUGUUGGUGUGUUUAAUGUUGUCCCAGAGGUCUCUGAGACUGUCCUCAAUUCUUUUCAUUCUUUUUUCUUUAGUCUGCUCUGUGGUAGUUUUUUCUACUAUUUUAUCUUCCAGGUCACUUAUCUGUUCUUCUGCCUCAGUUAUUCUGCUAUUGAUUCCUUCUAGAGAAUUUUUAAUUUCACUUAUUGUGUUGUUCAUUAUUGUUUGUUUGCUCUUUAGUUCUUCUAGGUCCUUGUUAAACGUUUCUUGUAUUUUCUCCAUUCUAUUUCCAAGAUUUUGGAUCAUCUUUAUUAUCAUUACUCUGAAUUCUUUUUCAGGUAGACUGCCUAUUUCCUCUUCAUUUGUUUGGUCUGGUGGGUUUUUACCUUGCUCCUUCAUCUGCUGUGUAUUUCUCUGUCUUCUCAUCUUGCUUAACUUACUGCGUUUGGGGUCUCCUUUUUGCAGGCUGCAGGUUUGUGGUUCCUGUUGUUUUAGGUGUCUGCCCCCAGUGGGUAAGGUUGGCUCAGUGGGUUGUGUAGGCUUCCUGGUGGAGGGGACUGGUGCCUGUGUUCUGGUGGGUGGGGCUGGAUCUUGUCUUUCUGGUGGGCAGGGCCGUGUUCAGUGGCAUGUUUUGGAGUGUCUGUGAACUUAGUAUGAUUUUAGGCAGCCUCUCUGCUAAUGGGUGGGGUUGUGUUCCUGUCUUGCUAGUUGUUUGGUAUGGGAUGUUCAGCACUGGAGCUUGCUGGUCGUUGGGUGGAACUGGGUCUUAGCGUUGAGACAGAGAUCCUUGGGAGAGCUCUCACCAAUUGAUAUCACGUGGGGCUGGGAGGUCUCUGAUGGUCCAAUGUCCUGAGCUCAGCUCUCCCACCUCAGAUGCUCAGGCCUGACACCAGGCCGGAGCACCAAGACCCUGUCAGCCACACAGCUCAGAAGAAAAGGGAGAAGAAAAGAAAGAAAAAAAUGAUAAUAAAUUUUAAAAGUUAUAAAAAAAAAUUAUUAAAGUAAAAAAUAUAAAAUAGUAAUAAUAAUUAAAAAAAGAAGAGCACAACCAAACCGAGAAACAAAUCCACCAAUGAUAACAAGCACUAAAAACUAUACUAAGAUAAACAUAAAAAUCAGAAACAAGUCAGUCACAGACAGCAAACCCAAAGUCUACAGUUGCUCCCAAAGUCCACCUCCUCAGUUUGGGAUGAUUCGUUGUCUAUUCAGGUAUUGCACAGAUGCAGGUACAUCAAGUUGAUUGUGGACAUUUAAUCCGCUGCUCCUGAUGCUGCUGGGAGAGAUUUCCCUUUCUCUUCUUUGUUCGCACAGCUUCUGGGGUUCAGCUUUGGAUUUGGCCCCGCCUCUGCAUGUAGGUCGCCCUCAGGCAUCUGUUCCCUGCCCAGACAAGAGGGAGUUAAAGCAGCGGCUGAUUAAGGGUCUCUGGCUCACUCAGGCCAGGGGAGGGUGGAGUAUAAUUGGAAUGUGGGGCAAGCCUGCAGUGGCAGAGGCCAGCAUGAUGUUGCAACAGCCUGAGGUGUGCUGUGUGUUCUCCUGGGGAGGUUGCCCCUGGAUCACGGGACCCUGGCAGUGAUGGGCUUCACAGGCUCGGGGGGAUGGGGUUUUGGAGAGUGACCUGUGCUUGCACACAGGAUUCUUGGUGGCUGCAGCAGGAGCAUUGGCGUUUCAUGCCCGUCUCUCGUGUCUGAGCUGAUAGCUGUGGCUCACGCCCGUCUCUGUAGCUCGCUUAGUUGGUGCUCUGCCUUCUGUGGGCAGACAGGGAAGGAAUCCCCUCUCCUCGCACACCCCGAAACAAUGGUCUCUUGCCUCUUAGGCAGGUCCAGACUUUUUCCCGGACUCCCUCCUGGCUAGCUGUGGCGCACUAGCCCCUUCAGGCUGUGUUCACGCAGCCAACCCCAGUCCUCUCCCUGGGAUCCGACCUCCGAAGCCCGAACCUCAGCUCCCAGCCCGCACCCGCCCUGUUGGGUGAGCAGACAAGCCUCUCAGGCUGGUGAGUACUGGUCAGCACUGAUCCUCUGUGCGGGGAUCUCUCCCCUUUGCCUUCUGCACCCCUGUUGCUGUGCUCUCCUCAGUGGCUCUGAAGCUCCCCUCCCCGCCCACCCCCCGUCUCCACCCGCGGAGGGGCUUCCUAGUGUGUGGAAACUUCCUCCUUCACAGCUCCCUCCCAGAGGGACAGGUCCCGUCCCUGUUCUUUUGUCUCUGUUUUUUCUUUUUUCUUUUGCCCUACCCAGGUAUGAGGGGAGUUUCCUGCCUUUUGGGAAGUCUGAGGUCUUCUGCCAGCGUUCAGUAGGUGUUCUGUAGGAGUUGUUCCACAUGUAGAUGUAUUUUUGAUGUAUUUGUGGGGAGCAAGGUGAUCUCCAUGUCUUACUCAUCUGCCAUCUUGAAGGACCCCCCUUCUCUGAUCUUAUUUUAAACUGAAGUCAAUAACAUUUUAGAAUAUGGACUUAUCCAUGUGAUUGUUGGGGGCUAUAAAUUACUCUAAAUCUCCCAGGCCUCCAGACUUCCUUACAACAGAGAGUAUGUUUUCUACCCUGAGUUCAAGCUUGGCAGGCAGGACCUGAUCUCCAGUGGACACAGAGUUGCCUGAAAAAAAUCGAGGAUUAUGAUACCAUAGAAAAAGGAGCAAGGGUGUCAAGUUCCAACUGACAGGUAGAUCCCCCAACUCUGACAGCCAGGAGGAGGACAGACACCAGGAAUGGGGACCAAUGAGAGAGUGUUGGGAGGGGCAGAGUCCUGGACACGCUAAGCAGCAGAAUGGGCUCUCCUCACCUGAGGCCAUAGGACCCUGUGGACCGCGGCUCCUUCCCACUGCUCACAUGCAUUUGCUCUGGUCACAGGAUGUCACUGCCACCCUUGCCUCUGCUUCUGCUGCGCAACGGGCCUAACAGUAAAUGGGAAAGAACGCUUGACGAACCUACUUAAAUAAAAUCCAAUUUGUCCUCCAUUGAGGUCAUUCCUUGACUAUUCAAGUACAACCUGAGUUUGCUAACUGUUGUCACAGAAGGACUUGGUUGAGGCUGCUACAAGAGUCUAAAUCCCUAUUCAAGAGACAAGAAAAAAAUGUGAAAUCUACAAAGUCUUGUGAAAAUCAACUAUUUUGGGGGAGUAGGCACAGGUGAGUCAGUUUAAAUAAAUGAUUAUAAUUAACAUAAGUAAGCUCUUUGAACCUAUGUAUUAAUAAUUUAUAAGUUAAUAAUCUAUCCAUAUUAGUCUAUUUUGGACAUUAACCUAAGUCAAUCAGAUGGAUAGAUAAGGUGCCCAAGAAUAGAGAAACAUUUAAAUCAAGCCUUCUGAAAAUUAAAUGUGAUUUGAAAAUAUUUUUAUGGAAGUGAAACAGUGAAUUCAAAAAGAGGUUAAACAGGAUAUAAGGGAGAAAGGACAGGAAAUAACCACUGUGUGCCAGAUUUAUUGCUAGACAUUUCUAAAUCUCACAUAAAAAAUAAUCCUAGAGAGAUAAUAUAAUCAUCCCUGUUUAUAGACAAAAAAACUGAGGCUUAGAAAAGUAGCUUGACCUGAGAUUCAUAGUUUACAGCUACAAAACUCAUGUACUAUGUUUUAUACCACACCACCUCUAUAAAAACGAGAUCAUUUUUAAUAGUGAUUCUUUUUUGUUUAACUCAGUGAAGAUGAACUUACAAUAGAACCAUUGCUUUGAACUCAAAAAGUAUAAAAUGUUUAACUUGAGUCUUUCAAUCUUAGCUUUUUGUUUUCACAUUUCUUUGCCAGUUAUGCUAUUCCUUAAUAAAAAGACAGUGUGAAUGGCUAGACAGACUGGUGGACAGCCUGAUCGAUAGAAACAGGAACGGUCCCUGAGUGUGUGGGUGUAUGUGAAAUAGUCCCCCACUCAAGUUCUGUUGCAAAAGUUUAUUUGAGGUCAGAUAUUUGAAACGAGAAUUUCAUUUUUCCAUAGAAACAAUAAUGUGAUGUUAGUUAGAGCCUUGACUCAAUGCACAGAAGCCUAUGGAGUUCUCAGUGUAAACGCCCUAUAAUUUUGGUACUAAAGAACUUAAACUCCUUUUAAAAUACAGUUUUUGUCAGUUUACCUAGGCCCUGUAGUUCGGGCCUAGGUACCAGGAAGGCAGAGGAGGGCUUAUCAGGAGGUAGCUGGAGAUGGUACAUUUUUAUCCCCAUCUCCUCUCCACAGAGUCUGUUUCAUGAAACAGGCUGCAAGAAAAAGAAACCAAAGACUUAAAGAAAACCUCCUACCAGGAAACAAUAUGGUAGUUCUACUAAAAAGGAAAUUAAUGCUAAAGUGAAACAUGAAAGUGACCCCUAGAUUGGAAAGCAACAUUUCAAUUCAUGUGUUUUUUCUUCCAAGUCCUGUCCCAGUUACCCUCUCAGCAUUCCAGUCUUUCUCCCUGGGAUUGCAUGAAAUCUCUCAGAGCAAAUACGCUCUCUCUCUCUUUUUUAAAAAAUGCUUUAAAUUCAUACUUUGAAGAUGGAGGUUUGAGCUGAGUAUUGCUGUGGAACACUCCCUCUCACCUAGGAGGGUCACACUGAGGGUCUUUAUAGUUGGGAAAAUGCCAAGAGUACCCUCCAAAAUGGCCACUAAUCUCCAAAUUUAGAAGAAAUCAAGUGGAGAAAAAGGAACACUUUUCUUUAAAAAAAGAAAAGAAAGAAAGAAAAAUCUGAUCACUGCAUUAUUCUUGUAUUUCUUUAGACAGUUGAUAGGCUUAUUUGUCAACAUCAGUAAUAAUGAUAUAAUAGACUUAAAGAAUGUUUAACCUAUUUCUGAUGUUUACAAGGCACCAAAGAAUAUAGUACUGUUCUAAUCAAAUUUAUGCAUUUUCAGUGGGAUUUCAAAUUUUAGUCAUAGGCAAUAUUUUAAUCUCCCUGAAUAUAUAUAUUCCUUGUACCUACAAGUGUGCAAAUAACAUAAUUUUUAAAUUACUUGGAAUUUUGAAAAAAAAUAAAAUUUUAUUUGUAAAAUAUGUAAAUGGGUAUACUCAUAUCCAUUUAUUUCUUUAACAUUAUUUAAGAGACACAUCAUGCUUACUAUGUGCUGGGCAUGGUUCUAAGUGCUUUAUAAAUAAACUAUUUUGAUCCUUAUAAUAAUUCAAUGAGAUACAUACUGUUAUACCAUUUGCAGACAGGGAAGCUGAAGUACAGAAAAUGGGUCCAACAACUGCUAAGAUGUACACUGGAGUCAGUAAAAUGAUCAAAAUACUAAUUUAAUAAACUUCCGUGUAACUGCUUCUGUCCUGAAAACAUUCUUCCUACUCCAAGUAACUUGAACCUACACUUGCAGCCCCUUCAUCUGGGGUAAAAACACCCAGAGGGAUUGGGCUCCUGGGUCCUGACAUUUGGGUUCCUGAUCAAUUGUGGGACUCCGUCUGGUAGUAAGUCUGUGAUCUUAUAAAUGACCUUCCUCAGAUCCACUAGCCUCAUAAGACAUCACUUGCUAGUAGAAAAGGAUUUUCUUUGGAGAUGAAUUUAUAACUUUUUCUUUAAGGCAGACUCAUUUUACCCACUGGCACAGCAGUUCAUUUUACUGGUACAGAAAAUUUAAAAUAAUACAAUCUAUCCUCUUGUUGAGUGUCUGCUGCCUUAUACAGCUUUGCACUAAAAACUUCACAUAUGUCACCUCAUCUCGUCUCGACUCAACCCAGUCAAAUGUGUCACCUACUGACCUGUUUGUCAUCUGUGAUGGUGUGAAAUUCCAGAAGGACAUCUGUCCAUCUUCCAAGCUCGCUCAGGAAGUCUUCCAGAGGUCAUCCUGAGAAGUUUCCUCUCUCAGGGCUGUACUUGUCGGGGCCCCAUCAGUUGAGAGCUGAUCUCUCUGAUGCACCUGCUCUUAUCCGAGUACAGAGGGAAGGGCCCUGGAUCUGGUUCUGCCAACUUUUGCUUUGUGACCUUGAGUUGGUGCUUUGAGCCUUUGUUUUCUCACAUAGAAAUGAGAACAGCAAUUUCCAUUUCAUAAAGUUAUUCUGAGGAUAGUUGGUAAAGAGCACUUUGCAAAUGGCAAAAGAUUAAAUACAUAUUAGUUGUUAUUGAUAGUGAUGAUUAUGAUCAGAAAGUAACAAUAAAUGCCUCCUCUGCUUUGCAUCAUAGCCCCUUGAAGAAUGCAAAACAAGAGAUGACCUAUCCCAACUCAAUAUGGUUUCUAGCAGAAGGGAAAAGAUGCACAUUACGUGGCUAGACACCAAGGGCACAGAAUUCUGGCUUAAUGAGAUGCUGUGAAGAUUGUUAAUUUCAAACCCAUUCUUUCAGGAUUAAUAGAGAAAAUGGAUUGUCGUCGAACAUCAAAGAUUUCCCAGAAAGAGGGCACCAUCUUGUGGUCAGUGGGAAGAACUGACAAAAAAAAAUGUCUAAGAAUCACGGAGUUGGAGAGCCAAGGUUCUCAAAAUUGUAGUUCCCAGGCCUACCCCGGAGAGUCAGACGCAGUUGGUGAGAUGUGGGACCCCAGGUAGGUACUUGGUAGAGCUCCCCGUGGGAUUCUCCCCAGGGGAUUCUAAUGUGCAGCCAGGGUUGAUAACCGCCAAUCAGGAGGUCUUUCCCCUGACCACACAGAGUUGGGCCCAUGUGGGACUCGUGACUCCUCACCAGGGCACUUCCCAGAGAGUAAACGCUGCUGCUGUGAAGCACACCAAGGCCUCUUAAGGGCCUCCCUGCCGCCUCCGAGAGCCUGUUCCUCUUCUUCCUUCCUCUGCUUCUCCUCCUUCCCUAGACUCUCCUGCCUUCUCCACCCCUACUACAGCAGACUAGCUAACCCAGCAGUGCUUCCUACUUUGCAAAGCACUCGCUUCUACCCUAUCAUUUCAUCCACAGCAGUUCUCUGAAGGUGUGAUUAUCUUUACUUCCUAAGAGGAGAUGGAGGCUCAAGGUGACACAGCCCGGAAACAUGUCUUCUAGACCCAAAUCUUGUGCUAAUGGCCUUGUCUGCCACAGCAGUACUAAUAAUAGUCCCCAUUUAGUGAGCCAUUGUGGACCUUGAGGGCUGGGAUAGGAAAGAUGUGGGUGUAGGGGCAUGGACAAGGGGAUUGCUCCUCACAGCACCAUACGGGAUGGCAAAGAACUGGAACACGGUAGUCGGCAAAACUUUCAAGUAUCAAUCAGCACGAUCAUUAUGUAAAAGGAGGUAUUAUCACCACUAGUGUUUUUGUCUGAUGAGAAAACUGAGUGUCAAAAAGAUGGACUAACUGGAGGCCACUGGGAAUCUAUCACUAGGGGAAUGAAUGGCUAAGGAAGGUGGACUCUGCCCGCAAGGGAAUCCUCUGCAGGGUCAGAAGCAACGAAGCGUGUUUAUGUAUGGCAUCAUGGACAAGGCUCACAUACCACUGAGGGAAAAUUAGAGUUAAUACCAUUAACAUAAGUUUGGAAACCCACAUGCAAAAUUACACUAAAUAUUUUUCUAGGGCACACAAAAUCUAAAUAUACUUAUGGAAAUAGAUUAGAGGGAAACAGCAUACACUAGAGUGGAUGCUUAUGGGAGGAAGGAAAUGAGAUUGAAUAUGGUGGAUGAGAGAGGAAAAUUAAAAAGGCUGCCUCCCAUGGGCAAAUGAUGUCAGUGUAUCAUAAACUGAGGCAUAUGAUCAACAUAAUUUGAUGCACCAGAGGUCCCUCAAAAGAGAGAAGAAUGGAAAAUAUUUGGGGCAGAAUCAUCAGAAUUUCUCCAGCAGACUGGGACUCCAGGGAGGUACAAAGACAACAGACAUUUUUGGGAUUGGCGAUGAGGGUUUAUAGAAAGUCUAUUCGGAGUGGGACAAAUGGGACCUAAUUAAAAUUAAAAGUGUUUGCAUAGCAAAGGAAACCAUCCACAAAACGAAAAGACAACCUACAGACUGGGAGAAAAUAUUUGCAAGUGAUGCUCCCGACAAGGACUUAAUUUCCAAAAUAUGCAAACAGCUCAUAUAGCCAGUAUCAAAAAAACAAACAACCCAGUCAGAAAGUGGUCAGAAGACCUAAAUAGACAUUUCCCCAAAGAAGAUAAACAGAUGGCCAACAGGCAUAAAAUCAAGCAGCACUAGCUCGAGCACAUGCUUAUCCUGACUCAUAAGGAAUCCAGACACUUCGCUCAUCCAGUGGGGUAGGGAUCCAGAGGCAACCUGACAGAAGGGCCAGCGGGGCAACAACAGAGCACUGGUUAGGAGUCAGGAGUGUAUUUGAGACCUUGUAUUGCUGUAGCUUACAUAACCUUGGACAAGUCACUUAGCAUUAUUCUUUGGGCCUCAUCUAUGAAGUUUUUCUCUGUGAAGUUCUGAUAUUUAUAAUUUGAUUGAAUAGUGCACAAAUAUAAGUGGCCAAUAAACACAUGAAAAAAUAUUCCAUAUAUUGAGCAAAAAUGUUCAAUAUCUCAUUAGGGAAAUGCAAAUCAAAACCACAAUGAGCUACCACUUCACACCGCUAGGAUGGCUAGAAUCAGAGAGACAGGUAAAACAAGUAUUGGCAAGGAGGAAGGGAAACUGGAACCCUCAUACAUUGCUGAUGAAAAUGUAAAAUGGUGCAGCUUUGGAAAGUAGCUUGGCAGUUCCACAAAACGUUAAACAUUUAAAGUUACUGUAUAAUCCAGGAAUUCCACUCCUAGGUAUUUACCCAAUUGAAAUGAAAGUAUAUGUCCCCACAAAAACUUGUACGUGAAUGUUCAUAGACAACAUUAGCCAUAUUAGCCCCAUAGUGAAACAACCCAAAUAUCCACCAACUGAUGAAUACACAUGAUGUGGUAUACCCAUACAAUGGGUAAUUAUUCAGCAUUUGAAAGAUGAAGUACCAAUACAUAACUACAACAUGGACGGACCUGGAGCACAUUAUGUUAACCGAAAGAAGCCAGUCACAGAGGCUGCAUACUCUAUGAUUCUAUGUAUGUGAAAUGUCCAAAGUAGGCAAAUCCAUAGAGAUAGAAAGUAGGGCCUAGAGGUGGUGGCAGGAGUGAGGAAUAAUUGCUGAUGGGUACAGGGUUUUUUCUAGGGGUAAUUUCAGGGGGUCUGAAAUUAGAUUGUGGUCAUGAUUGCACAAUUCUGAGAAUAUACUGAAAACUACUGAACUGUGUACACUUCGAAUGGUAGAAUUUUAGGAUAUGUGAAUUAUAUCUCA
Balaenoptera acutorostrata (minke whale) is the source of this 15803-nucleotide messenger RNA. It is a transcript of the gene AFG1L, whose product is annotated as AFG1 like ATPase. Gene Ontology annotation, cellular component: mitochondrion; cytoplasm. The record is from RefSeq and is a predicted model, not a curated record. Bases 173 to 1615 code for a protein of 480 amino acids. Gene Ontology annotation, molecular function: ATP binding; ATP hydrolysis activity. NCBI's taxonomy places the organism in Eukaryota, Metazoa, Chordata, Mammalia, Artiodactyla, Balaenopteridae. The transcript is spliced from 13 exons.